Molecule: messenger RNA, 2043 nt
Organism: Mugil cephalus (flathead mullet)
Lineage: Eukaryota; Metazoa; Chordata; Actinopteri; Mugiliformes; Mugilidae
Gene: rbm45
Product: RNA binding motif protein 45
Exons: 11
Coding region: 16-1542 (508 amino acids)
Molecular function (GO): RNA binding
Source: RefSeq, a predicted model, not a curated record
ACGUGAGUAGCCCUAAUGGGCCCAUGGGUUAAAUGCUCGAUUGCCGAAGUUCCAAGUCGUCUAAGGAAAUUUCGAGGAGCACUUGAAGGCAGCGCAAACGGCUUGCCUCCUGUCAGUAUCAUCGUUCAGUUGAGAUCCAAGAUGGAGGAGUGCCCCUCUAAACAAGUGCCCGAAAACCUUGACGACCCUCCCAACAGCCGACUUUUCGUGGUUACGAGCCGGUCCAUAACCGAAGAUGAGCUCCGGGAUAGCUUUUCUGUAUUCGGGGACAUUCAGGGGGUCUGGGUCGUCAAAGACAGGCAAACGAAGGAGUCUAAAGGUAUCUCGUACGUGAAGUUCGCCAGGUCUUCGCAGGCCUGCUUGGCCAUGGAGGAGAUGCACGGGAAAGUGCUGGCGGAGGGGACUAAACCUAUCAAGGUGUUUAUUGCCCAGUCGCGGUCAUCAACGAGACACAGAGACGUGGAGGAUGAGGAGCUGACCAGGAUCUUUGUGAUGAUCCCCAAAACCUUCUCAGAGGAGGACCUCAAAGACACGUUCAAAGAAUAUGGCGAUAUUGAGUAUUGUGUGAUCAUCAAGAAUAAAUUCACAGGAGAAAGUAAAGGACUCGGAUACGUGAGAUACUACAAACCAUCCCAAGCUGCCCUUGCAAUAGAAAACUGUGACAAAACUUACAGGGCCAUCCUGGCAGAACCUCGCUCCAAAACUACAGCCACAGAAGAGUACAACGCAGGAGGAACCAGGUCUGACUACAACAGCGGUGCCAGCGACACCAUGAAUCAGUACGCCUUCUCAAUGGGUGAACCUGCAAACUACCAGGUCAUGGACCCCCGCUCCAGCGAGUUCACACGCUGUCUCAUGAUGUCCACACGUGCUGCACUAACUCAGGAGCAGAUCUUUGCUCUGUUUGAUAUCAUUCCUGGCAUGGAGUACUGUGAGCUGCAGAGGGACGCCUAUGGAAUGAGCAAAGGUCAUGCUAUGAUUCGCUACAGCAAUCUUGGAUCAGCCGUUUAUGCCAAGGAGAAGCUGAAUGGCUUCGAGUAUCCACCUGGCAACAGACUGGUGGUAAAUUUCGUUGACGACGGAGAGGACCGUAGCAGUCCUGUAGGUCGGAUGGCCAUGCAGUUUGUUGCAACGCAGAUGAUGUCUACAGUGUGGAACGGACCCUCCUCCAGCCAAGUCAUGAAACCCCCAGGCUUCUCUUCCGUCUCACAGAUGUCCCGGGUCCAGACGGACGUCAACCUCCCGCCUCUGAAGAAGCUCGCACCACCCGACAGCAAGGCUAAGGAGCGCUUGUUUGUUGUGUUCAGCCCCUCCCCACUGCCCCCGGAUGUGUUGGAGGACGUCUUCUGUCGCUAUGGUUCUCUUAUUGAGGUCCAUUUGGUUCCAGGAAGGAAAGUUGGAUACAUGAAGUAUGCAGACAAACAGUGUGCAGACGAGGCCAUGGCCGCGCUUCAUGGUCAUGUGGUUAAUGGAGUAAAGAUGAAGGUGAUGCUGGCUGAUCCUCCCAGGGAGGAGUCUCACAAACGUCCUCGUACCUACUAGGAUCACGUGGUGGCAGUGAGUGGCGACUGUUGUCAUGACACAAUGACACCUGACCUGACAGACCGACCGACAUCAAGACCACCUCCCGACCUCUGACACGACCUUUGACACCUGUCUGACCUUACUUCUGGUCAGUGACCUUGCUUCGACUCGUUCAUACAACUAUUAACAUGGAGUCUCGUGUACAGUGUGUGAACAUUGUAUUGUGUAGUUUGUGCACAGUGUCGUGCUUUUAGUUCAAAGAUUGCGCCUUGGCACUGCUAUAUGAUGUAUGAACAGACAUUGAAGAAACCCAUGGAGCUAGGCUGUAGAAGAGCUGCUGGGCAUUUUCUUUUCUAGGCAUUAGGCUAAAGUCUGCUCAUAAGCUUUUAAAGGUAGCUCUAGCAUUUUUUUGUCCUGUGGUUUGACCUGUAAUCCCCUAUUGAGUUCAGGUAUUUAUUAGAUUGUGAACCUUUUUUUUUUUCCUUUGGUCUCAAUAAAAUGAAAAGUUCAACACCUCAA